Molecule: messenger RNA, 756 nt
Organism: Ilex paraguariensis (yerba mate)
Lineage: Eukaryota; Viridiplantae; Streptophyta; Magnoliopsida; Aquifoliales; Aquifoliaceae
Source: the annotation of a GenBank genome assembly
AUGGAUCAUAGAUUCAACCACCAUCCAUUAUUAGUCCAUGAGCAAGAAGACUCCCCCACCACUCCAGAAAAUGCUGCUGAAUCUCCACUCUCCGGCGAUGACACGACGAAAACCGACACCCCGUCACCGAGAAAAAGCAGCAGGAGUGUCAAAAAGAGGGUGGUGUCCAUUCCAAUAGGUGGCCUGGAUGGCUCACGGGGCAAAGGGGAGGCAUAUCCGCCGUCGGAUUCUUGGUCUUGGAGGAAGUAUGGACAGAAGCCCAUCAAAGGGUCUCCUCAUCCCAGGGGAUAUUAUCGAUGUAGUAGCUCAAAGGGAUGCCCAGCCAGAAAACAAGUAGAAAGGAGCCACCUAGACCCAACCGUGCUGCUCAUUACCUACUCCUAUGACCACAACCAUCCAGCCCUACCACUCACCAAACACCACCACCACCACCACCCCACCACUUCCUCCACCACCACCAUUCCGACCAAAUUACCUCCAGAAGAAUUCGCAGCCUUUGCUAAUCAACCCGACCUAGAACCCGACAACCACUUUGCACACUUCCCCGGCGAGCUCGGUUGGUUUUCCGACGUGGGGUCCACCAUACUUGAGAGCCCGGUGUUUGUGGGACCCACAUGCAGCGAUGCUGACGUGGCAAUAGUGCUACCUAUUGGAGAAGAGGAUGAACCCUUGUUUGGUGACCUUGGGGAGUUGCCAGAGUGUUCCGUGGUUUUCCGGCGAAGAGUAGAGACACCCUUUUCUGGUAGUACAGGAUAA